Messenger RNA from Ceratina calcarata, 1093 nucleotides. RefSeq names its product enoyl-CoA delta isomerase 1, mitochondrial. Gene Ontology annotation, biological process: fatty acid beta-oxidation. Bases 94 to 936 code for a protein of 280 amino acids. NCBI's taxonomy places the organism in Eukaryota, Metazoa, Arthropoda, Insecta, Hymenoptera, Apidae. The transcript is spliced from 6 exons. Gene Ontology annotation, cellular component: mitochondrion. The record is from RefSeq and is a predicted model, not a curated record.
ACUUUGAUGGCAGAAUCGAGGGAGCGGUAGGAGCGGUAGAGUCCCGCGGGCAAGUUUGUACUGUUAUUACUCGUCAAUACGUCUCGUCAAAGAAUGUUUGCCGCAAGAAUUUUUUUCACAAAAGUACAAAGUCCUUUAUGCAGAGCAUGCACGACGAUGCAUUCGAAGCUGAUCCAAGUUGCACACAAUCCGGAUUCCGGUAUUGCCAUCGUAUCGUUGGGACGUCCGCCUGUAAAUAGUUUAAAUAUGGAAUUGUUAAAUGCUUUGACUGCGACCUUGGUGGAUAUACAGAAGAAGAAAGAAUGUAAAGGUGUUGUAUUAACAUCUUCGUUGCCGAACGUGUUUUCAGCAGGACUCGAUAUAAUGGAAAUGUAUAAUCGAACCGAGAAACAAUUGACCGAAUUUUGGAACGCGUUACAAGACAUGUGGUUGACUUUAUACAAUUUAAAGAUGCCAGUAGCCGCAGCUAUUAACGGUUCCAGCCCUGCUGGAGGAUGCUUCAUGGCACUUUCUUGCGAGUACAGAGUUUUGGUCGACGGGGAACAUACCAUAGGGCUGAACGAGACGAGAUUGGGUAUCUCUGCUCCAGAUUGGUUCAACACUCUCUAUGUCGAUGUGUUGGGUUACCGAAACGCCGAAUUAGCACUCUUACGAGGAACAUUAUUUCAACCGAAGGAAGCACUGAGAGUCGGACUCGUGGAUGAAUUAGCCUCGGACAAGGCAAGCGCAAUUAAACAGUGUGAAAGUUACAUUGAAACUUUUCGAAUCAUACCUCCUAUCGGGCGAGAGAGGACGAAAUGGAAUUUAAGAAAACGUAACACACUUUGGAUGAAAGUGAAUAGAACUGCGGAUGUCGAAGAAUUUCUAUCGUUUGUUCAAAUGCCAAAAGUACAAGCUGGUCUGAAAUUGUACAUUGAGUCUUUGAAGAAAAAAUGAGGAGAGACAUUUAACGCUGCCGCCGCCUGCCUACGAUAUCUGUCUGUUGAAAUUUUGAUAUUUUUAUAUAGCAUCAUUUUUGGCUAAAGCUAAACAUGUCCAAAUAAAAGCAUGUUGACAUUAUAUUUUUCGAAUAAACGAGCGCAAUUUAAUGGAA